This is a messenger RNA of Nyctereutes procyonoides (raccoon dog), 2957 nucleotides long. It is a transcript of the gene RCCD1, whose product is annotated as RCC1 domain containing 1. Bases 1137 to 2264 code for a protein of 375 amino acids. The record is from RefSeq and is a predicted model, not a curated record. The transcript has 8 exons. Lineage: Eukaryota; Metazoa; Chordata; Mammalia; Carnivora; Canidae.
CACGGCGGCUUCCGGUUGGGCAUCGGCCCCCAGUGUGGGUCGUGAGCUGCGGCCGUCGCGGGCUGCGGGGGACGGCGGGGUGCUCGUCUCUCCGCAGUCGCUCCUCGCCAGCCGUGCGGCUCGGAUUCCAACCCAAGCUCCGCGGCCACGUCCGGUCCAAGCCCUGCUUCGGGCCCGCGCCCACCGGAGGUUACCUCACGGCCGAGGCUGCAGCGGCCCAGCCCACGCCCCGGGGCCGGCUCGACUGAGCUCGGGCGGGAGAGGCCGCGGCGGAGCUGCGGGCACCCUGCUGAGCACGGCCCUGCGCCCCCCCCCCCCGCCCCGAGCGGUGACGUCACCGCCCUCGCGGGCGAUUGGCCCAGGGCGGGCCGCAGCAGCAAAUGGGCGCCUGGCACCCGGCGCGGCUCUGCAAAUCUUUACUCCGCGGCGGCCUCCCGCCGAUUCCUGGGCCGCUGCUCCGCGUCCCCGCUUUUCCUCCUUCGUGACUACCCGUCUGGAGCAGCUGCCCGAGGAGGGUAGAGGGCACAGGGUCAAGGUCAGAGGGCCCCUGGGGUUGGGACCCGACGCGAAAGGGGUUAGGAGCCCAGAUCUCGGUCACGGCUCCUUGGCCGCAGGAGGGACCCCGUGUCUGACUUCAAAGCCGGACGCUGCACGGAGAAAGCGGCGUUGCUUUUGUAGCCACUGGGCUGUGCAUUUGUCUCCCCAUUUAUGUGUGAGCCCCGGGGGGACAGACGGUACGGCAUCGACAAAUGCUUGUAGAACGAAUCGAUGAUUAGGUGAGGUCCCUUGAAAACCAGUAAGUCCCAUCGGACUUUUAAAAAUCAACUCUAGGUGCUGGCUUUCACAAGGCAGCACUCACCUCGCGCCUCUCGCGCUGUGCGCCGGUGUGUGAACCGUCUGCUUCCCUCUGCUGCACGCGGUUCUACAGAGUAGACGGCCCCCUCCCCUCUCCCCAGCCUUUGCAGCACUGAACGACGUGAACAGGACUCAGAGCUUAAGUGACCGGACCAAGGACACAGGCACCACCACCUGCAGAGGCAAAAACGUGGACCCCGCCCGGCCCCUGGCUCCCAAACGCUCUGCUUUGCGCGGGAGGGAAGAGCACUGUGGCAGCCAGCAGAGCGCGCGGCCCGGGCAUGGCCGAGGAGCGCCGCGGGUCCUGGUUCGGCUUCGGUUUCUGCGGCUUCGGGCAGGCGCCGGGCUCCGGGCGCGGGCGCCAAGUGCUCAGCCCCGAGCCGCUGCAGACCCCCGGCUCCGGCGCCGACGUCCGCCGCGUGAGUGCCAGUUGGAGCUACACCGCCCUCGUGACCCGUGGAGGCCAGGUCCGGCUGUCGGGCGCGGCGGGCGGCGCGGCGGGCGGCUGCAGUGACGCGUGGGCCUCGGAGACGCUCCUCGUGGUGCUGCGCGCGGGGCCGGGGCGCGGGGCCGGGCCGGAGCUGCAGGCCUGGGCGCCGGCUUCGGCGAUGCGCGGGGAGCCCCUGUGGGCCCGCGCCCUGGGGCCGGAGGCCGAGGCGGAAGACGCGGCGCGCGGCGAGCCCCCGGCGGGCGCGCUGCCCCUGCUGCCCCUGCUGCCCGGCGCGCGCGCCUACGUGAGCCCGCGGCCGCCCUUCUGCCGCGCUCUGGCCCCGGAGCUGCGGGCGCGCCGGCUGGAGCUGGGCGCCGAGCACGCGCUGCUGCUGGACGAGGCGGGCCAGGCACGGACAGCUGGGCCACGGGAGUCUGGAGGCCGAGCCGGAGCCGAGGCUGCUGGAGGCGCUGCAGGGCCUCCCCGUGGCGGAGGUGGCCGCCGGCGGCUGGCACUCGGUGUGUGUGAGCGAGACUGGGGAUAUUUAUAUCUGGGGCUGGAACGAAUCAGGGCAGCUGGCCCUGCCCUCCAGGAGCCUGGCAGAGGAUACAAAGACGAUUCCGAGGGAAGUGGACUGAACGAAGAUGGCUCUGAAGUGAAGAGAACAGCCAGGGGUGAGGAUGGAGCCCCGGCCCCCUUCAUAGCCAUCCAGCCCUUCCCAGCUUUACUGGAUCUUCCCCUGGGCGCAGAUGCAGUCAAGGCCAGCUGUGGAUCCCGGCACACAGCGGUGGUAACCGGAACUGGGGAGCUCUACACCUGGGGUUGGGGUAAAUAUGGACAGCUUGGCCACAAGGACACAACAAGCUUGGAUCGGCCCUGCCGUGUGGAAUACUUUGUAGACAAGCAACUCCAAGUAAGGGCUGUGAGCUGUGGGCCCUGGAACACCUACGUGUAUGCUGUGGAGAAAGAGGGGAGCUGACUUCUACAGCUAGGGCGUAACACAAAUGUAUAAUACAGUAACUUAAACAUUUAACACCAGUGACACUCCCACCCCAGCCAAGGAAACCACUGAGAGCACCCCAGUGGCCAUGCAUUUGCCCCUCCCAAUCACAGCCCUCUUGCCUCACCUUAGAGGUGCAUCUUCAUCUUCAGUUCUGUCUUCCUGUUGAAGCUUUGGAAGGGAAGGCCCAAGGCCAGCCCUGCAGACAUAGUGAAAUCCGAACCUCUGGGUGGGGGGCCCAGAUGAGGGUAGGUUUUAAAUCACCCCUCCCAACCCAAGGUAAUUGAGGUCAUGCCAAGAUUGGGGACCAGCAGGGGUCAUCGUUGUCAUCCUUCCUUACCUAUUUUCACUUGGAAUUUUAUCACCCUUGUAUGCAUCCGUAUUCAGUAGACUUUAGUUUGCUUUCAACUUUAUGUAAAUGGCAUCAUUCUGUUUAUGCUCCUUUGUGGCACUUUUUCAUUCAGCACUAUAUGAUCCACUUAUGCUGUGCCCUGCAGUUCAUUCAUUUUUACUUAAUGCAAUAUUCAGUGGUGUGAAUAUACCUCAUUAUAUGUUAUUUUUUUGAUGGUCAUUUUUUCUGGAGUUAAAAUAUACAUAACAAUGUACCAUCUUAACCAUUCUUAAGUAUGUAUAUCAGUAGUAUCAAAUAAAUUUACAUUGUUGUACAGCCAA